GUUGUCGAUUGUAAACAUAAAGUUAGCAGCAUUCCAUUGCAAUCUAGAUGAUACACAUGAAAACUAAGCCGUAACAGCAUCAACUUCAAUCAUAACAACUUGGCAAUACAAGUUUACCUUCCGAAAACACCAGUCCAAAACCUAAUGGGUUUCGUGCAGCGGGCUCUUUUUACGUGGUUCAUUUUGUUAGUGUUUCUUGUAGUGCUGUGCCUAAGAUUGGAGCAUCGCAUAUACUGGAAUUGGUUUCUGGUGUUCAUCCCUCUAUGGUUAUACGAUAUUAUUCUAGUAACAUGGGCAGUGAUCGAAAUCGUACAACGCCAACACGCCAACCGGCUGAUUUCGCUGCACCACUACAAGUACUACGUUGUGGGCAUUUUGUUGAAAAUAUGUUCCCAAAUAACCAUCUGCUUGAAGCUCGAGUACAAAUGGAUGCCAAUGUACGCAAUGAUGAUUCCGAUUUGGAUGCUACUUGUGCUGCUUAUCGUUUUCGUUGGAACACACUUGAAGCCGAAACCGCGACCAAUUGGCUCGAAUCGAAGUAACCGGCAAUCAGCGGCAGUAUCUUCAUGAGGGUAUUUGAAACUGCGCGUAUGUGAAAUCGAACCAAGCGCAACAGACUAGUUACAAAUGUUAUCCUACACUUACACCGCGCGCAGUCAGCUGCUUAGGCCAGGGAUGCAUAACCGAUUGUAGAAUAACUGAUGCUUCUUCAAUUCUAACCUAGAUUAUACUAUCGACUGUAUGCACGUUUUCGUGAGCGUAAUAUGAACUUUUACAGUAAUAAAUGUUAUUCAAGAACG
This is a messenger RNA of Anopheles coustani, 800 nucleotides long. Its product is annotated as transmembrane protein 60. Bases 145 to 570 code for a protein of 141 amino acids. The transcript has 2 exons. NCBI's taxonomy places the organism in Eukaryota, Metazoa, Arthropoda, Insecta, Diptera, Culicidae. The record is from RefSeq and is a predicted model, not a curated record.